Messenger RNA from Calidris pugnax (ruff), 8836 nucleotides. It is a transcript of the gene KCNH1, whose product is annotated as potassium channel, voltage gated eag related subfamily H, member 1. Gene Ontology annotation, biological process: regulation of membrane potential; potassium ion transmembrane transport. The transcript has 10 exons. The record is from RefSeq and is a predicted model, not a curated record. Lineage: Eukaryota; Metazoa; Chordata; Aves; Charadriiformes; Scolopacidae. Gene Ontology annotation, molecular function: delayed rectifier potassium channel activity. Bases 94 to 2793 code for a protein of 899 amino acids. Gene Ontology annotation, cellular component: membrane.
UUUGUCUUGGGUAAUGCCCAGAUAGUGGAUUGGCCCAUUGUCUACAGCAACGAUGGAUUUUGCAAGCUAUCAGGAUAUCACAGAGCAGAAGUUAUGCAAAAAAGCAGCACCUGCAGUUUUAUGUAUGGAGAGCUGACAGACAAAGAUACAAUUGACAAGGUCCGGCAAACAUUUGAGAACUAUGAGAUGAACUCCUUUGAAAUCUUGAUGUACAAGAAGAAUAGAACACCUGUCUGGUUCUUUGUGAAAAUUGCUCCAAUUCGAAAUGAGCAGGAUAAAGUGGUUUUAUUUCUUUGCACUUUCAAUGACAUAACGGCUUUCAAGCAGCCCAUUGAGGACGAUUCAUGUAAAGGUUGGGGAAAAUUUGCUCGCUUGACCCGUGCCCUCACAAGCAGCCGAGGUGUGCUGCAGCAGCUUGCUCCGAGCGUGCAGAAAGGAGAGAACGUUCACAAGCAUUCACGACUUGCUGAGGUAUUGCAACUGGGCUCUGAAAUUCUUCCGCAGUACAAACAAGAGGCACCAAAGACUCCGCCGCAUAUAAUUUUGCAUUAUUGUGUUUUCAAGACUACCUGGGACUGGAUCAUCUUGAUUUUAACCUUCUACACUGCUAUUUUGGUCCCUUACAAUGUCUCCUUUAAAACCAAACAGAACAAUGUGGCAUGGCUAGUAGUCGACAGCAUUGUAGAUGUCAUUUUUUUGGUAGACAUUGUGCUUAAUUUCCAUACCACCUUUGUGGGGCCAGCAGGAGAGGUGAUCUCUGACCCGAAGCUGAUUCGCAUGAAUUACUUGAAGACCUGGUUUGUGAUCGAUCUGCUCUCAUGCUUGCCGUAUGAUGUCAUCAAUGCAUUUGAGAACGUUGAUGAGGGCAUCAGUAGCCUCUUCAGUUCACUUAAAGUGGUCAGGCUACUUCGGCUGGGUCGCGUGGCUCGGAAGUUGGACCACUACAUUGAGUACGGAGCAGCAGUCUUGGUUCUGCUGGUGUGUGUGUUUGGGCUUGCAGCACACUGGCUGGCCUGCAUUUGGUACAGCAUAGGAGACUAUGAGGUUAUCGAUGAGGAUACAAACACGAUCCGAACCGAGAGCUGGCUCUAUCAGCUGGGGAUGUCGAUAGGAACACCUUACCGCUUCAACACAUCGGGCUUUGGAAAAUGGGAAGGCGGACCAAGCAAAGAUUCGGUCUACAUAUCUUCCUUGUAUUUUACGAUGACCAGCCUCACUAGUGUUGGAUUUGGGAACAUCGCUCCGACUACAGAUGGGGAGAAGAUCUUCGCUGUUGCUAUGAUGAUGAUUGGCUCCCUUCUGUAUGCAACCAUUUUUGGUAACGUGACAACCAUAUUUCAGCAAAUGUAUGCUAAUACAAACAGAUAUCAUGAAAUGCUGAACAGUGUCCGGGACUUCCUAAAGCUCUACCAGGUCCCUAAAGGACUGAGUGAACGUGUGAUGGAUUACAUCGUUUCCACCUGGUCAAUGUCCAGAGGAAUAGAUACUGAAAAGGUUUUGCAGAUAUGCCCUAAGGACAUGAGAGCAGAUAUCUGCGUGCAUCUGAACCGCAAAGUUUUCAAGGAGCACCCAGCCUUCAGGCUGGCGAGCGACGGGUGCCUUCGAGCGCUUGCCAUGGAAUUUCAGACAGUGCACUGUGCCCCGGGAGACCUGAUCUACCACGCCGGCGAGAGUGUUGACAGCCUUUGCUUUGUGGUUUCGGGGUCUUUGGAAGUAAUCCAGGACGAUGAAGUUGUUGCUAUAUUGGGUAAAGGAGACGUUUUUGGUGAUGUGUUCUGGAAGGAGUCUACCCUCGCCCAGUCCUGUGCUAAUGUAAGGGCUUUGACUUACUGUGAUCUUCAUGUGAUUAAGAGAGAUGCCUUGCAGAAAGUGCUGGAGUUCUAUACAGCCUUUUCACACUCCUUCUCCAGAAAUCUCAUUUUGACCUACAACCUGAGAAAAAGGAUUGUGUUCCGGAAAAUCAGCGAUGUCAAGCGUGAAGAAGAGGAGAGAAUGAAGAGGAAGAACGAAGCGCCUCUGAUCCUACCCCCGGACCACCCCGUCCGCCGGCUGUUCCAGAGGUUCAGGCAGCAGAAGGAAGCCCGGCUGGCGGCAGAGAGGGGCAGAGACCCGGAUGACCUGGACGUGGAGAAGGGCAACGUUUUAGGGGAGCACUCCUCCUCCCGCGCGGUGGUGAAAGCCAGCGUUGUGACUGUGCGGGAGAGCCCGGCCACCCCCGUGUCCUACCAGUCUGCUUCAACCUCGGGGGCCUCCGACCAGGCCAAGCUGCAGGCCCCGACAUCGGAGCACACGGGAUGUAAAGUGUCGGGGGACUACCCCCGGCGGAAGGGCUGGGCCAAGUUCAAAGAGGCCUGUGGGAAAGGUGAAGACUGGAACAAGGUCUCCAAAGCAGAGUCCAUGGAGACUUUACCAGAGAGAACUAAAGCUUCGGGAGAAGCUACCCUGAAGAAGACGGACUCUUGUGACAGCGGCAUUACAAAAAGUGACUUGCGCUUGGAUAACGUCGGGGAGACAAGAAGCCCGCAGGACCGCAGCCCCGUCCUCACCGAGGUCAAGCAUUCCUUUUAUCCCAUACCAGAACAGACUCUUCAAGCCACCAUGCUAGAAGUUAAACACGAGCUGAAGGAGGACAUUAAGGCUUUAAACACAAAAAUGACCAAUAUAGAAAAACAGCUCGCUGAGAUACUUAGGAUAUUAACCUCACGAAGAAGCUCCCAGUCGCCACAGGAGUUGUUUGAAAUAUCAAGGCCCCAGUCUCCAGAAUCAGAAAAAGACGUGUUUGGAGCUAGCUGAGGUGUUUCUUUUUAAAAACAAACAAACAAACCAACCGACAAACAGCCCCCCUAACAUUUUAAAUUUAAUCUUUCUUGAAAACGAGUGAGGGACCAGUUCACUAAGCAUGUUCCCUGUGUCUAAAAAGGUACGGUAACAGGAAUUGCAACCUCAUGUCAAGAUGGCAGCUGACUCUGAAGCCUUUUUGACAGCAAGGGUACAGUUUCUAAAGUUUUUCUUUUCUCCGUUGGUGCCCAUUCCCCCUCGCUCCCCCUCUCUCCCUCGGCAUGUUGGAAUAAGAAUUCUGACAGCAGCAGCCACCCCCGUGAGCCCCAGGUGACCUCUGAGGUUUUUGGAGCAUGCCUUACGUCGUUAGCUCGGGUUUUGCCUAUAUGAAUAAGCUCUUGCCAGGGUGCUUGUUUUCAGCAUUUGGUGGGUUGUUGGUUUUUUUUUUUGCUGCUGCUGUCACAGUCUCAGUCAACUGUACAAUGUCUUAAAUGUCACAGGAUAUUUUCAUAUAUCUAUAAUAAUGCAAAGAACAGUAGGAGAUGUGUAUGUCAUUUCAAUAGAGUGUGUGCUACUCAGUACUGAAGUUAUUUUUGGGUAGUCAAAGAACAGCUAAAAAGCUAAACAGCUAAAAAAAAAUGGUAAUUUUUAAUUGCAAACUGACAUAUUGCUAAAGCAAUUACAUUUAACCUCACCAAUAGCCACAGUAUUUCAGGUCUGUUAAUAAGUGGAAUCUUCCACAUUCCCGUUCACUAAGUCAAGGGUACUGGGUUUCAAAAUCUUACCAGGCGUCUCAGAUGUCUUUGAAUGUUGUUACCUUUGCUUUUAACUCUGGGCACCAGAGAACAGAGGGUUGGGUGUGCAGUGUACUUGAGCACAGCCUACUGAACAUCAAUAACAAGUCCUGCAGAUUUGCAUCCCCAUGAAAAUAUACUGUGGCAUUUAUGUCCUCAUUUUGCUAUGAAUCUGCUCUUUUAAUUCUUGAUAAAUUAUUAUUCUGAAGUUUCUGUUUUGAUAAUGUUCACUGUAGCCAAAGGCUUUCACAAAACCUCUAAAGAUUUUCUCUACAUCCAGAUGUAUCGUUCCUGAUCUAAUCCUGCUAGUAAGCAAAUGGAUAGUAGAGGUAGAAAUACAGUGCUUACUGUAUACAAGUGCUAUUGUAGCAAGGAAACAAAAAGAUCUGCUUCUUAAAGAAGGAGAUGUUUCCAAAACUUAUAUUUUCAUAACUUUUUUUGGAGGAAGAUUGAAGCACUUUACCAAAACUACUGGUUCAUUAUUCAUUAGAUAGGGUAGCAUAGCUGAUGUCAUCGCUUGGGUCAUCACCUUGGGAUAUAGGUGUAUAUUCAUAGUAUAUUCUCUCCACUGAUCCACUAUGUUCACUGUUUAACAGUAGCUUAGAGCACAGAAGCUUGGUGCAACACUUUUUUGGUUUUUCAUUUUUAAUGGCAAUAGGUCUUAACACAACGUGGGAGUAGUUAAGUCUCAUUCUUUUUCCAUGGUACUAAGUCAUUUACAAAAAAACCCCAUUAUUUUUUGGGGAAGAUUUUUGUUCAUGUUAAGUAAGGAAGAGGCAAGAAAAAUGACCCAUUUGAAAGGACUUCUGGUGACCUGAUACUUGCACGGUGCAAUGCAGAACUGUGUCAGAUGUCCCUGGGGAAGUGUGAGGUCCACUGAUGAACCGGCACAGUGGUGAGGCUGUGCUGUGCAAAGCUACUGGCUCAGGUCUUGAAGUCAUUGUAUUUGUAUCUGUUCCUGUGGUAACUGCCCUGCUCUCACACAUGCUGGUUAUUCCAAGCACAGCACCAGGCUUUCCAGGUCCAGAGGCAGCUGGUUUAAGGUUGGCUUUCGAUGAUCUUAUGUCUUGGUUCGGUAUGGAAGUGCCCACAGCUUGUGAAUUCUUACCCAAGGAGUGAAAUGUUCCUGAGGAAGAGCUAUUGGGAUCAAAUCUGUAGGUCACCUUUUCCCCUCAUGCCAGAAAAGGCAGUAGGGAGGUGACCUUGCCAAGGUGCCAUUUCCUUAAUUUAUUUCUGGUUCCGUGUCUAGAUUUUUCUAGUGGUAACUGGUGCCUGUUACAGUCAUGCACUGCAGACACGCAGUGCUGAGGAAGGCUCUCUUUUACCAAAGUCACCCUGUGUCUUUGGUGCAUUAAUCACUGUAAGUGGCAACAGUUACCUGUAAUAGCUAUGGCAUGAUUGCCAUAAGAAAUCCAUACAUCAAUGGUUUCGGUGAGAAACGAUUUAGUGAUUUUUCUUUCUAGUCUCCUCGGUCAGUAAAUUCAUUGGAUAGUGAAAUUAUGGCUAAGUAAAUCACAGGUGUACAAGGAUUUAUAAUUCAUGCUCAAAAGUUCCAGCAAGGUUUUAGACACUGACUCGGAGCCAGUUUCCUAAUCCAGGCAAAUUGCUCAUCAGCAUUAUGCUACUUUUGAAAGACUGAAAGUCUUGCUGAAUUUAGCAAGCACUUUGCAAAAGUGACACUCAUCAUACCUGCAGGUGGAUGAAUAUGGAAAUUAGCUUAUGCCAGGUGGAUGAGAGAGGAGAUGUUUGUAACCUCCAAAGAACAUGCCUAAUAUUCCCAGCACUGCAGUGCAGAGGUAGUCCUGAACAUGCAGCUGGAGAUUACCUGGCCCUUUGUUGCUAAUACUGAGUUGAUGUUUUUUAGUGGUAUUUUUGUGUGCCCUCAGGGAUGUAUUAAAGGUUAUUCUGAUCUUGCUGAUUGCCCAAGCCUGGAGUCACGGCAGGGUCAGGCCUAGAAGCCCCAUAAUUAGCCACACCUGUGAACAAAUGAAGCCAAUUCCCCAUUUGCUGGGGCGCUUCUAGAGCAGCCUGAAGUCCAGUAGGAUAUUGUAUCCCUCCACUCCCUGUCUGAUGACAGGUGGGUGCAGCACAGAGCCCAUUUGUAAGGCUUUUAUAACGCUAGUAUAAAGGCCUAUAAAGCCAUUUAUAAUCCAUUUGUAAAGCCUUCAAAGACUGUAAUAUAUUCUGGAAUUACACUUAGAAUUUAACGUCUUUGAGGAUUAUGGCCAAAUUUGAUUUUGUUACAGUCAUGAAACUCCAGAGAAACUCUACUCCUUACACUCCUUCAGGGUGUCUGCUCCAGGUCAGCACUGAGAGUGGUCAGACCCAUUUUAUGAUGAUUUUAUGAACUGGCAAGUGCUAAAACCAGUUGUAGGAGACUGCAUCAUCCCUCAAUAAUGCGUAUAUGUCAUAAGAGAAUUAAAAAAAAAUAAUUCUGUCUAGGAUGAGCUUUGGUCUUUGGAUUCCCUGGGUUACCAAGUGGUUAAAAAGAGCAAAACCUUGCUCGCUAUGGGACAUUGCUCCUUUGAACCUCAGACUAAGUUGGCCCUGUGCUGUAGUGCCUGGGCUCUGCAGAUGCAGCACGUCUCCUUUAGAGAGUGGUUGAACGCACCCGUGUUACAAAUCUUUCUUCCUUGAGCCUUACACUCAGAUGCCUACGGCUGGACAGGGUGCAUACCCACCGUAAUUGUUACUUGUUCUUUCAUUUUAUUUGUCAGCUUUUCCUUUUUCUUUUGUUUCUCUUUACAUAUUGGUUAAACCAUUUCACUUAAAUUAUUUUCCAGGUUAGAAAUGAAUGAUCUCUGAACAUGAGACUCUGCCCCUUAACAAGCAAAUGCUUGUACAUACUAUAAAAGACAAAAACAAAAAGCCUCAGUUUUAACUGUGUUCUAGCAUAGUGCUUCUGCCAUUUAACAGUCUGCUAAAUAACCUGUAUUAAUCUAAAAAAUAUGGUGUGUUCCAUUUUUACUCUAUGAUGGAAUUAGAUUUCAGUCAAAGGAAGGUAGUUGAGAGAAAGAGCCUGGGUUAUGACUUGGUAAAAUGGGAACUUCUAAAAGUUCACACUUAAACUGUUAGAAAGAAUACCGAUACGCAGCACAGGAUUAAAAAAGCAAAACCCAGCUCUCACCCCUACCGUGUUCAGAUACAUUUACUUCUGUCUGGUAUUACAUGUAUACUUUUAAAAACACCAUUCUCGCUUUAAAUCUCUUUCACAGUGCUGCCCUGAAUCCCAGUGAACACCCUGUUUAACAGCUUCGAAGGUGAUGUUCUGCUUCUACAGUACUUCACUUUAAUGAACCGAGCAAGAUAUUUACUGUGAAUAUCUGGUGAUAUAUUUUCAAUCAAUCUUAACCAGUCUGUGAAAGAAUUUAAUACAUGAUUUGUCUUUACUAUUUAAACAACAAUGUGUAUUACACUUGCGCAGAUGUGUGUACAUACACAUCUAUAUAUAUAUCUCUAUGUAUAGCGAAGUCUAUGGAUUGCAUUUCUGUUAAGUAAAAGCACAUCCCUCAUUUAAUGAUUCGAGUUCAAGAGGGAGCUUAAAUCUUCCCAGUAGACAUCCACUCAGUGUCCUACUGAGUAUCUUGUUUGUUAACUGUUGAACUUAUAAGGCCAUGACUUUUGGUUUCUCUAGUUGGCCUCUUUUAUACUGUUAGUCUGGCGAAUAUUGUGAGUGAGAGAAGAUCUGUCAAGCGUUGUGAUGGUCAGGAAACAGAAAUACGUGUGAAAUUGGGAAAAUCUUUACCAUAGUCGGUGGGAAUAAGGCUCCUAAGCCACUCUUUGUUACUCCCAGUAACUCUGAAGCUAAGCUGCCCUGGUAGUGGCUUCUCCUGCAAGAGAGAUGGGGGAAUAAGUGGAUUGCUUUUUUCCUGGUACUAGGGACUGUCUCAAAGGUGCUGAGCCUGUCCUCCUUCUCACUGACACACAUGGUUGCUGCACCUCUGCUUUCUUGUCCUGGUGUUAGGUGGCAAAAAGCGUCUUCUACUGAAUUCUUCAUUUCCAUGUAGUCUCCUGUGGGUGUAUUGGCAAUAACAAAGUCUGUGUUUCAGCUGCACUUGUGAUUCAUUAACACAAACCUUUUAGAGGGAGUCCUGUGCAGGGGAAGCUCCAGGAAUUUGAGGUGAGGCACAGUAGGUUACUGUAUCCUCCAAUCUGACAUAGUUUUGACCACAUUGUUGUGGCAAGCAUUUGAUUCAAUUAAAUAAAAAUAAAGCUUUUUGCAAUAAGAUAUAUCCAACAUCUAGCCUUAAAACCCUUUCAUAAGUGAUAUAAUUCAAACUGUGAUUCCAUUGUCCUUCCUUCUUAAUGUUCUGUAGUAUUUACAGUGUUGCCUAAAGAUGAAGCACUUUUUGAUUAGCUUUCUAAAUCUAAUGGAAAUCACUUGCUGGUAAUCACAUCUCUUUCUCCACUUAUUGCCUUCUUAUUAGAAUAAUGAAUUACUCCAAUAGCCCUCUCCCCUCACAAAACAGAGACGUAACUAUUAUGUAAACACUUUUGUGUAUCAGGGAGCCAACCUGUCAUAUUGCAAAAGUGUUUGUUUCAAAGAGUUUUUUUACAGUUCCACACAGCUAAUGUGAAUUUACCUGCAACUGUAAUUUGUUUCAAGCUGAUUGUUGAGUGUUGUGUAAACAUAUUUGAUGUGUAAUCCCAGUACAUCUCUGUAACUGGAUCUAAAUGCCUAAUGUUAACAAAACAGUUUGGGGUUUUCACUAACUGUUCUGAAAAGCUAAUGGUUUUUUUUAUUUCUUCCCACUGAAUCUGUGACCACUAACAUAGAAAAUGAAUCAUUUUAGCUGUAGAUGAAAGAAGUUCAAUAAUCUUGUAUCAGGAUGAACUGCUAUAUAAAGAAAUACCAAGUUUUCUAAUGAAUGUGUUAUAUUAUUGUACCUACAUGCAAUCAAUAUUUGUACAUCUGUUGGAGACCUGUCUGCGUUUCAGUAUUUAGCCACCACUGCAUGGACACUUUAUUGAUAUGCAGUUAAUGCAGUUGCUUUGGCGCUUUUCAAUGUAUUUCACUUGUUUUUAUCCUUUCAGAAAUCCACCAAAUACUCUUGGUUCUUUUUCUUUGCAUUUGUCACUUUGUUCAAUGAAGCAUGACUAGAAAAAGAGAACGAGUAGAUACUAUUUUUGUGGUCAGCGAAGCAGCUGCCAGUAGAUAGACAGCGAGUGUACGUAUGUAUGUAUGUAUACGCACUGUCUGGGAAUGUUUCAGUUACAAAUGCAGGCACCUACAUUAAUGAUAUCCCUAUUCAACAUUUUUAAAC